GCCAGGCUGGUGCCAUAUAGUCAUAUGGGUGUGUGGAAAUAUGGGUUGGGGUUGACUGGUGAUGACUGGCAAAGUUAAUGUGCCUUAUCUGUUGUUGAGCCAAUUUAAUCUUUUUAGAUAGCUCAUAUUUGGCUAAUUUUUCAAGAACAUUUUUGUUUUACUUAUUCCUACUGGAUAUUCAAUCACAUGGCCUAUUGUUGGACUACUUUAUUCUGGCGCUUACUUUCUGUGACUCGUUUAGACCUACUGGCCUUCUUUUAAUUUGCCAGACUGUUGAGGCAGAUGUUGACUACUUUUGCCGUCCAGACCGUGCUACACUGCAAACUUUUUUGAACCACCAUCCAAAGCAAGAUGCUCCAAACACAAUAGGAAAGGUCUUCACAAACAAAGGAGGUACAAGCAGGAAGUGGCUGACAUACUGUGAUCAACGUCCUGCUUUAUUUUGUUUUGUAUGCUUGGCCUUUAGCAAGCCCUCUGAUAACAGUGUAUUCAUUACUGGAAUGUCUGACUGGAGACAUGCUCACCAGAGAGCAGAAGAGCAUGAAAAAAGCAUGGCACAUAGAGCUUGUGCUGAAGCUUAUUUUCUAAACUGCUCAAAAUCUGACAUAAACAGCCUGCUUAGAGGAAGACAGCUAACUGCUCAUAGAGAGCAGAUCAAGAAGAGACGGCAGGUGUUAGACCGUGUGGUGGAAGUGGUCAGAGUGAUUGGAAAGAGGGGGCUAAGCUACAGGCAUGAAGACAAUGAGGCUGCUUAUACUCUAGAGGACAGCAGCCUUGAUCAUGGCAACUUUUUGGAGAUGAUACUUUUGCUGGGGAAAUAUGAUGUGGCAUUGAAAGAACAUCUCAGUGACAUAAUUCAUAAAAGCAAAAAGCUCCAUGAAUCUGCAUCAGGCUCAAGAGGCAGGGGUUCCCUUGUCACUCUGCUGUCUAAAUCGACUGUCAACUCAGUGAUUGACACAAUCCUUAAGAUGAUCAAAGACAACAUCGGCACGGAAAUUCAAAAAGCCGGCAUGUUUACUGUACAACUGGACACAACACAGGAUAUCACAGCACAAGACCAGUGCUCAGUUGUGCUUCGGUACGUCACUGAUACUGUACACGAGAGGCUUGUUGCUGUGGUAAGGUGCAGUUCAUCCACAGGAGAGGCCUUUGUUCAGUUGUUGAGUGAUGUGCUUGAUGGUCUGAACUUAGACAAAAGCCUCUGCAUCGGAAAUGCCACAGAUGGAGCUGCCAACAUGCAGGGAAGAUACAGAGGCUUCUCUUCACUCUUGUCAUCACAAUCUCCUCACCAUGUCCAUGUGUGGUGCUACUCUCAUGUGCUCAAUCUCGUUCUUUCUGACACCAUUGAAAUUGUGAUAGAGAGUGGAUCUCUUUUUCAUCUCCUGAAUGACAUCGCUGUGUUCAUCCGAGAAUCUCAUCAGAGAAUGAACGUAUGGGAGAAGGAAAGCCACAGCAGCAGGCACAAGCGCAUAGGACCCAUUGGAGAGACACGCUGGUGGGCAAAGCAUGAUGCCUUAAAGAAAGUGUUUGGCUCAUUUGGGAAACCGCAGGACUGUCUCUACAUUGAUGUUCUGUGCACCCUUUCAGCCAUUCAAGACCAGACGACAGUGAAGUCAAAUAUAUUUGAGAAGACCACCCCACUAUCCAAAUACCUCCAAACAGGCGGGAUGGACAUCCUCUCUGCCCACAGGAUGGUGAUGUCCACACACAAGGCCCUUAAGGAGAUGGGAAGAGAUUUCCAGACAGUCAAGGAUGCAACAGAGAGUUUUGUGAAGUGGGCAAAUGACAAGCUGGAGGAGCAGGAUGAGGAGAUGGGCAUGGAGGUGGAGGUUUCACUACCGCAGAGGAGGCCAAAGAAGAAGAAGUCCAUGCCAGGAGAGAUGGCCCAGGAUGAAACUUCCAAUGACCCAAGCAAGACGUAUGAGGUUAAAGUCCAUAACCAAAUUAUGGACACCGUUAUUGAGGCCAUGCAAAGACGAUUCCUCGAUAACGGCAAUCUGUAUGCGGACCUCUCAAUUCUGGACCCCCAAAACUUCCCAGAUAUCAAAACCAGUGGUCUUCCUGAGUCUGCACUGAAAGACCUAAGCAGAUGUCUCAUCAAAUUUAACAAUUCGGCAACCAUAUCAAAUUUACAAUCUGAACUUGAAAGCUUGGCAAGCCAGUGGGACAUGCUGAAGCGUCCACCACUAGAUGAGUACACAUCCCGUACUGUUGAGGAAGGACCUGGGGGAGACCCAGAGGAGAUGAAAAUUGUCAGCAAAGCCUGUGCCUCAUGUAAAAACUGCCCCCUGUGUUGCUACCAGAUUCUCCUCAGAUUCAACCUGCUCACAGACGCAUACCCUCUUCUUUCUCUGUCCUACAAAUAUCUGCUAACACUCUCAGUGACACAGACAGAGUGGCCGAAAAAAGUGAACUGCUUCGGAAGCUCCUACUCUACUAAAGAAGCCUCUGUCUCAGGUUGUGGCGACGACUUGCUUUCACAAAGGUUCCAUUUCAGGAUUGUGAGAUUGGAUUGUGAGGAUUGUUUUUGGAGAUCGACAGACGUUUGGUUUCUGGGGCUUCACAUGUACAUAGUUCUUACUGGAUUGACGGGGUUUGUGAGCGUUGGUUCCGGUGAAGUCAGCUAUUCACCAAGUGAGUAA
Messenger RNA from Pleuronectes platessa (European plaice), 2642 nucleotides. RefSeq lists its product as uncharacterized. The coding region runs from base 501 to 2642 and encodes 713 amino acids. NCBI's taxonomy places the organism in Eukaryota, Metazoa, Chordata, Actinopteri, Pleuronectiformes, Pleuronectidae. The transcript is spliced from 6 exons. The record is from RefSeq and is a predicted model, not a curated record.